AUGCUUACAGGGAGGAAUUUCUCCAGCAGUGGGAAUCACUACAACAGUAUACGCGAAAUAUUCCAGAUAAAUCCAGACGAUCAGGCGCAGCAUUUCCGUGAACUUGUUGCGUUUAUAUCUCAGGUCGCACAAUGCUACCCGCAAGAGACAGUAGAAUUUCCGUCCCAACUAUCAACCUUACUGCUUGAGAGCCAUGGGUCACUCACACCCGACACGCGCAAGGCUCUAGUCCAGAACUUGGUUAUGUUGCGCAACAAGGAUGUGAUCACCUCCAUUCAACUCCUCAAGUCUCUUUUCCCCCUCCUCCCUCGGACGACAUCGCCAAGUUUGCGCCAAGUCAUACGCAAGACUAUCCUAUCAGAUAUCCGAACAGCCAAUCUCCGUACUAAAAACCACAAGCUCAACCGCGCUGUACAAGCCAUGCUGUUUGGAAUGGUGGAGCGAGGCAUGGAUGCAGAAGUGCUUGGCGACAAGGGUAAGCUCCGUGCAGCAGCAGGCCCGUCAGGCGAGCGCACCACCAACGGAGACGAUGCAAUGUGGGCUGUCAUCAUGACCAAAGAGUUGUGGAAGAAAGGUAUAUGGACAGACUCCAAGUCCGUGGCAAUUGUUGCUCUUGGUUGUUUCCAUCCCGCGAUGAAAGUACAGACAGCCUCUAUUCAUUUCUUCCUUGGAAGCGAUGACGACCAGGAGGAUAGCGACGACGAGGGGGAGGCCGAUGUCGACAUCAAAUCCCUUCACCAUCGUCGCGAGAUUAACAAAAAGACGCGCAGUGGCGACAAAAAGCUUCGGAAACAGCUGAAGAGUGCCAAAAAGAGAAAGUCAAAAGAUGAUAUCGUUACACCCAAUUUUCCUGCUUUACAGCUUCUGAACGACCCGCAAACAUUUGGCGAAAAACUGUUUGACAAUCUCAGUCGCUACGACAAGCGCUUUUCCCUCGACCAUAAGAUCCUGAUGAUGCAGUUGCUAUCGAGAGUGAUAGGAGCACAUAAACUAUGUGUUCUCGGAUUAUACAGUUACAUCGUGAAAUACCUGACGUACCACCAACUCCGAAUACCAGCUAUCCUGGUAGCUCUCGCUCAGGCCGUGCAUGAUCUGACACCGCCAGAUGCUUUGACACCGAUUGUGCGUAAGCUUGCGCAGGAAUUUGUGCACCCCGGAGUCGGCAGCGAGAUCAUCGCCGCUGGGAUCAACGCCAUACGUGAGGUGUGCCGACGGCAGCCCUGGGCGAUGGAAGAAGACCUACUUGGAGAUCUCGUGGAGUACAGGAAGAGCAGGGACAAAGCCGUGACAGCAGCUGCGCGAGGAAUCUUGCAAUUAUAUCGAGAAGUAAACCCUAGCAUGCUUAAGCGCCGUGAAAGAGGGAAGGAGGCUAGCAUGGGGCUUAGCGAAGGUCGUCAGCCGUUGCCCUAUGGUCACUCAGAAGUUGCAGCCGUGGACAUCGCGGGGCUUGCACUUCUGGAAGAUCAUUUGAAAAAGUUACGUGAGGAGGAUACAGGACAGGCAGACGCUUCUGAAGGAGAGGACGAUGAAGCUGCUUGGGAGGGUUGGGAUAUAGAGACAGACUCAGAAUCUGAUUCCGAAUCUGAGGACUGGAUCAACGUCGAAUCCGAUAGGGAUGACCUGGAGUUGUCGGAUAGCGAAGACGAGACCCCUGCUAAGAAGUCUGAGCCAACGGAAGGAGAAUGCCAACAAAAUCAGACUAGAAUUCUAACACCUGCGGACUUCGCAUUGCUCAAUGAUUUGCGCAUACAAGCAGCUGCGAAGGCUGUUGAUGCCGGCGGAGGCUCUCGGGCGAAGCGGAAGCUGGUUGCUCUUGAAGCGAACAAAAAAGCGGCCGAAACAGACUCCUCCACUAAUGCCUUUAUAACUGAAAGUGAUAUCCUGGGACCGCGGAAAAAAGCCAAGGCAGACUAUGCAGAACGGUUAGCAUCGAUAGAGAAGGGCCGUGAAGGACGAGAGAAAUACGCCUCAUUUAAAGGCAAGAAGAAGAAAGCUACUCCGAGCAGUUCCACGAACAGGGAGAAAGCCCGUAACAAACCAGUCAUGAUGAUUUUAAGCAGUAAGGCUGUACGGGGCAAGAAAAAGGCAUCUCUGCGGGACAAGCAGCAAAAGUUGAGGGCACACAUCGAACGAGCGAAGAAGGCAUAUCAUUAA
Molecule: messenger RNA, 2154 nt
Organism: Pisolithus orientalis
Lineage: Eukaryota; Fungi; Basidiomycota; Agaricomycetes; Boletales; Pisolithaceae
Product: SDA1-domain-containing protein
Exons: 9
Coding region: 1-2154 (717 amino acids)
Biological process (GO): ribosomal large subunit export from nucleus; ribosomal large subunit biogenesis
Cellular component (GO): nucleolus
Source: RefSeq, a predicted model, not a curated record